GGCGCGGCGCGGGGGCGAGCGGCGCUGCGGGCCGUGGGAGGAAGCGCUGCGCCCGGCCCGACGGCGCUCGUUGGAGCCACAUCCGCCGGUCGCCGGCGACGCUGCCGGCGCCUGUCACCGGCCCCUCCAUCUUGAAGGGAAGGAGGCCGCCGUUUGCCACCGCAGGGGCGGGCAGCCGCGCCGCGCUCAUGGCGUUCAGUCCCUGGCAGAUCCUGUCGCCCGUGCAGUGGGCCAAGUGGACGUGGUCCGCGGUCCGCGGCGCGGGCGCCGGGGAGGAAGAAGCCGGAGGUCCCGAGGGCGACCCCCCCGAGGAGGAGGAGGACUCGCAAGCCGAGACCAAAUCCCUGAGUUUCAGCUCGGAUUCUGAAGGUAAUUUUGAGACUCCUGAAGCUGAAACUCCAAUCAAAUCGCCUCUCAAGGAGUCUUUUGAUUCACCACUAGGAUUGACAGAACCUGAGGCCAAAACCCAAGAACAACAAGAAGCCGAUGAACAGUUUGUAGCAGAAGUAACUGAAAAAUGUUCAUCCGAUCCGUGUUCUAGAUCUUCAGAAAAUGAAGUGCCGCAGGCGCCCACUGAUUCUCACUCAGUCAAGGAUGUCAAAGGAGAAACCCACCAUGACGUUAGUAAGAUCUCAGUGGUGAGGCCAUUUUCAAUAGAAACCAGGAGUUCCGCAGAGGAGCCGGCGGCUCUUGGACCCAAAGCAUCCCAUGGCUGUGUGCCUGCGCUCACGGGCGAGGCUUUGCCCUCUGCUGCAUCAGAAGCCGCUCAGGACAAGCCAGGGACAGAGGGGGGGAUGGGGGUCACAUCAGAGGCUUUUACAGAAGCCGGUCUGAAGACUGGAGAGCCCAUGGCCAGCAGGAGCAAGCUAAGGAAGCCCAAACCUGUCUCCCUGAGGAAGAAGACAGCCGGAGGUGACAGCGUGGGAGCGGAAAUGAUCAUGGAGGGUUUGCCUCUCCCUAAGGCUUCCUCCCUGAUGAUUCCUGAUGAAUUCGAUAAGAACACACAUCCCAGGGUGCUGAGGGGUGCCAGGGCCCAGAAGUCUUCCCUUAACCUUAAAGAAGCUGCCAGCGCCCUCAGUAAUGGCACCAGUGGUUCAGGGGUUGGGCCGCAGGAGGAGUCCAGGAACUCGCCUCUCAGACUUGAGUAUGAUUUUAUAGAAGAUGGGGAAAAUGUCGAGACCAGGAAUGCCCUUCCAAGGAAACCUGCUAACAAACUGAUGCCCGACAUAUGGAAAGACGGCAUCAGUCAGCCAGUGGAUGUCGAACAGCCUGCAGACCCAAGAGUCCAAGAUGCCGCCGUCUCCCAGACGUCUCCUAAGCCAGAUCCGAGUAAACGGGGUCCCCCCAACUUGAACUCCUCCGGGAGCUGCCCCAUUCUCCAGAGCUCCCCACCCCUCUCCUGCAGAGGCUCCUACCACUUUGACCCAGAUAACUUGGAUGAGUCCAUGGAUCCCUUUAAGCCAGCCGCAGCGUUGACAAGCAGCACCCUUGGUUCCGCCACUGGUAAUCAUGUUAAUGAAAUCUUAGACUCACCCAAGAAGGCAAAGUCGCGUUUAAUAACGACUACUGAGCAAGUGAAAUUUCUCUGUUUUCUGGUGAGUGGCUGCAAGGUGAAGAAAUACGAAACUCAGGCUCUUGAUUUGGAUCCAUGUUCUCAGGAUGAAGGAGCUGUGAUCUCGCAGAUCUCAGACAUUUCCAAUAGGGACGGCCACGCUACUGACGAGGAGAAACUGGCGUCCACAUCCUGUGGUCAGAAGUCAGCCGGAGCAGAGGUGAAAGGCGUAGAGAAGGAGACAUGCCAGAAGACGGAGAAAGAGGAGUCAGCUGUGCAUGGAGCGCUGGAGUCCUCUUCAGAAAAGGCCCCCGUGUCGGUGGCCUGUGGGAGUGAGAGCCCCCUGGAUGGGAUCUGCCUCAGCGAAGCAGACAAGACCGCCGUGCUCACGUUGAUCAGAGAAGAGAUAAUCACUAAAGAGAUUGAAGCCAAUGAAUGGAAGAAGAAAUAUGAAGAGACCCGAGAAGAAGUCUUGGAGAUGAGGAAAAUUGUGGCUGAAUAUGAAAAGACCAUUGCCCAAAUGAUUGAAGACGAGCAGAGGACAAGCAUGACCUCUCAGAAGAGUUUCCAGCAGCUGACGAUGGAGAAGGAGCAGGCCCUGGCUGACCUGAACUCUGUCGAAAGGUCCCUUUCUGAUCUCUUCAGGAGAUACGAAAACCUGAAAGGCGUGCUGGAAGGGUUCAAGAAGAAUGAAGAAGCCUUGAAAAAAUGCGCUCAGGAUUACUUAGCUAGAGUUAAGCAGGAAGAGCAGCGGUACCAGGCCCUGAAGAUUCACGCCGAGGAAAAACUGGACCGAGCCAACGAAGAGAUUGCUCAGGUUCGCUCCAAGGCCAAGGCUGAGAGUGCGGCUCUCCAUGCUGGACUCCGGAAAGAGCAGAUGAGGGUGGAGUCUCUGGAGCGGGCCCUUCAGCAGAAGAACCAAGAGAUUGAAGAACUGACGAAAAUCUGUGACGAGCUGAUCGCAAAACUGGGGAAGACGGACUGAGGUUCCUCCCGAGAGCCGUGUGGAUCGGAGUCUGGCUGCUUGUGUCGUGACCACAGUUAUCUUGCCUUAUCCAGAAGUAACCCCUCCUUUGCAGAGAAAGACAACUUUUUAAAAAGCACAUGCCUGCUGCUGCCUCUCCCGCUUCACGGCCCCUGCCGCAGCUGGAGCCUGGCUGCUGGGGAAGGAACGACGGGACGCAGAGGCCCGCGCUCGCGUCCAGGCUGUCGCUUCCGUUAGACGGGCUGCUGGGUCCAGUGUGUGCUGCUCCAUCUCCACUUCGUCUUCACCUUUCCCGAGUUUGUGAAGUUUCUAAUUUUGUGGCGACUGUGUGGGAUUAUCUUCCCAGCACAUAUUUGAUAUUUUUAUGACCUGGUUAAUCUUUUAAAAUUUCAAUAUCAGCGGUUUUAUUGAAGGAGA
Molecule: messenger RNA, 2954 nt
Organism: Peromyscus californicus insignis
Lineage: Eukaryota; Metazoa; Chordata; Mammalia; Rodentia; Cricetidae
Gene: Tacc1
Product: transforming acidic coiled-coil containing protein 1
Exons: 14
Coding region: 189-2537 (782 amino acids)
Biological process (GO): cell population proliferation; cerebral cortex development; mitotic spindle organization
Cellular component (GO): cytoplasm
Source: RefSeq, a predicted model, not a curated record